UCCACAGGGAGGCUGGCAGGCUGCAGAGCUGUGCACCGUGGGGCCAUGGAACCGCCCGCAGGGCCGGUGCUCUACCAAAAGCUGCUUCUCUGGGACCCCAGCUUGGGGUCUGAGGACGACGAGGAGGAGGAGACAUCAGAGCUGGUCGCUCCUGACACCCGGAGGCCCCACGACUCCUUGGGGAACAAGUUUGGCGGGCUGCCCGGGGUCUGGGCCCGCCUCGGUGCCGCCCUGCUGCUGCUGGCCGUUGCCUUCUCCCUGGCCGCGAGGCAGCUCUACACCGGGGGUGACCCUGCGGCAAGCCUGGGCUCAGCAGCCGCCCGGCCCGGCGGGCACCCCCACCACCCCGGCGUGUACCACCACGGGGCCAUCGUCAGCCCUGCAGCCACGUGCUCCCACCUGGGCCGAGAGCUGCUUGCCGCCGGCGGCAACGUCGUGGACGCAGGAGUGGGAGGAGCUUUGUGUCUGGCUGUGGUGCACCCCCAUGCCACAGGUCUAGGUGCCAUGUUCUGGGGUCUCCUCUACAACAGCACCUCGCGCAGUUCAACUGCCCUGACGUCCGGCCCGGCCCAGACCCUGGGCCCCGGCCUGGGGCUGCCGACCGCUCUGUCCACCCUGCGCUUGCUGCACAUGCACUUUGGCCACCUGCCCUGGCCGCGACUGCUGGUGGGCCCCGCCACGCUGGCUCGAGAGGGCUUCCUGGUGGACACAGCCCUGGCCGCGGCUCUGGCAGCCCGGGGCACAAAGGGCCUCUGUCCACUACUGUGCCACGCCGAUGGGACGCCCCUGGGCCCCGGGGCCCGAGCCACCAACCCCAAACUGGCAGCUGUCCUGCUCAGAGCAGCCCUUGCCCCCACCCCAGACCUUGCUGGGGACGCCCUGCUGAGCCUGCUGGUCAGAGACCUGGGGCUGCAGGGGCCCUCGUCUGGGCCCACGCCCGCCCUGGAGGCUGCACUGCAGCUAGCCGUGCCCCAGGGCAUCCUGUCCACCACCCCCAGCCCCUCGGCUGGUCCAGAGCUGCUGACAGUGCUGGGGGCAGCCCUGCGCUCCGGAGGGCCCAGCCCCGACCCCUGCCCAGCGCCCCUGCAAGCUCCCGUGACCCCUGUGGGCAGUGUCCUGGCCACCAUAGACAGCAGUGGCUCCGUGCUCCUCCUCGCCUCCUCACUCAACAGCUCCUUUGGCUCCGGACACCUGUCCCCGAGCACUGGGGUGCUACUUAGCAACCUGGUGGCCAAGCCAACGGCCAGUGCCUGGGCCUGCCCUCUCAUCCUCCAUGGCAGUGCGGAUGACACAGAGGCUGAUGUGUUGGGGCUGGUGGCUUCGGGAACCCCGGCAGUGGCCAGAGUCAUGACUCAUGCCUUGCUCAGUCACCUGGCUGUGCCCCAAACCCAGGCCCAGCCCCAGCAUCAGCAGGGACCGACACCGAGCACUAGUGUUUGUGGCCAAGGGAUCCUGCUCCAGGUGGCUGCUCAGGCAGAGCACGCCCACGUCUCCAGUGUCCCCAGUAGCUGCUGCACCUUCCAGGGGUUCUAA
Messenger RNA from Leptonychotes weddellii (Weddell seal), 1533 nucleotides. It is a transcript of the gene GGT6, whose product is annotated as gamma-glutamyltransferase 6. Gene Ontology annotation, cellular component: extracellular exosome. The record is from RefSeq and is a predicted model, not a curated record. NCBI's taxonomy places the organism in Eukaryota, Metazoa, Chordata, Mammalia, Carnivora, Phocidae.